AUGUCAUUGGUCUCUCAAUACGACACCGAUAGCAGCGACGAAGAGGAACAAAGCACCACCACCACCACCAAUAACAAUUAUAAUAUAGCAGCACCACCCCCAACAGCCACAAUAAAAAAUGAACCGAGAACUGUCACUUUAGGAGGAUUAAAUAGUAAAUUAGGGCAAAAGAAACCCAAUGGUUCUAAUGGUAGUGGUGCAGACAAUCUUCAAAAUAAAGAUAAAUUAAGUAUCAAUUUUAACUUUUUCAAAGACCAAGAUGAAAAUGAAAAAGAUAGCGAUAAUGACGAUUCAUUUCGUAACCCAGAUUUAAAAAAUAAGCCAACCUCAUCAUCACAUUCAUUAUUUUCCAUGCUCCCAGAACCAAAAACCAAAUCUACUGAACCACCAAAACCAAAUCCACCAUCUAGCUCAUCAUUAUUUUCAAUGCUUCCAAAACCAAAAUCAAAUAGUUCAAACUCAGCACCAUCAUUAAAUAAUGAUAAUGAAAGUAAUAAUAACUCUGAAACCUUUGUAAAUAAUUCCGAAAAAGAUGACAAUGAAAUAAAACAACAAAGUGAAACUAAAGAUGAAAAUAUUAAAACCGAUGAAAAUAGGAAAUUAAUUAAUAACUCAAUGAUACCAGGCUCAUUGAGAAAGAAACUAUUAAAAAAUCAACCAAAAUCAAAAACUCCUGCCAAAUCCCCCAAUAAACCUAAUAACACAAUAACAACUAUUGCUGCAAUUACAACUACUACUACAACCACAACUACAUCCAACGAUAAUAAUAGUAAUAAUAUAAUAAAUAAAGUUCAACAAUUAAAUGAAGAAGCCGCUGAAGAAGAUGAUGGAUUAUUCUUUUCCUUUCAACCAACUAAUAAAAAACAAGAGACUACAAAUAUAAAUAACUCACAACAAGAAGAGGAAAUCGACUAUUCUGAAUAUAUAAAUAAUGAGGAUGAAGACGAUAAUAAUGAUAAUAAUAACCAAAAUGAUAGCGAAACAGAAGAACAGUAUCCUCAACAACAACAAUGGACACAAGAGCAAAUUGAAGAGUAUUGGAAAGUAUAUAAUGCGCAGCAACAGCAACAAGAACAACAACAACCACAAUUUGAUAUCAAUAAUCAACAUCAAUACAAUAAAUAUUAUGAAUUUCAUAAUGCAGAUAAAAUUAUCGAAGUCAAUCAAUCAAAUAUUUCAGCAGAUAAUAACACAAACGAAAAACUUUUGGAAAUUAGGAAGAGAACACUAGAACAAGAGAAAUCCAAAUCAGGCGGUCCAAGAGUAUCAAAACAACAAAAAUAUAAACAUCAAAUUACCUCACUUCUUGGCCACUAUCAAGAAAGAAAGCAAAUGGCAAACGACAACAGAGCCCAAAAUAUUUUAAAGAAAUAG
This is a messenger RNA of Dictyostelium purpureum, 1374 nucleotides long. RefSeq lists its product as uncharacterized. Bases 1 to 1374 code for a protein of 457 amino acids. The record is from RefSeq and is a predicted model, not a curated record. The transcript has a single exon. Gene Ontology annotation, cellular component: nucleus. Lineage: Eukaryota; Evosea; Eumycetozoa; Dictyosteliales; Dictyosteliaceae.